ACAAAAAGAAUAUAAAAUUACAAAAACCUCACUUUCCCAACCAAAUCCCAAACGCCUUUGAAAAAACUACUAUUGCCUUAUUUUCAAGCCAAUUCACAUUCCCAAUCUUCCUUAAUUCUUUCUUUCUUUCUCCUCUUAAUCCCACAAAUUCACACCAACCCAAUCCAAGAUCUGGACCUUGGAGCCACUAUCACAAUUCACAAUGUGCUGCGUUGGAAAGGUUUGCAUGCUCUGCACCUGCCUCAUUCUCGUCGUUGUCGCCAUCGGUUUGCUCUUUGGAUUCGGAGUUUUCAAAGAUGGAUUUCAUAAGAUUAAAGAUAAAGUCGAUUUCUGCGAUGGAGGUCCCUGCGGCGGCGGUGGACACGGCUCUUUCUCCCCUGCACCUCCGCCUCCUCCGUUCUAGGGUUUCGUUUCUGUGAAUCUUUGUUUUUUUUUUUUUUUUUUUUUUAAUUUUAGAGAUGUUUUGGGAUUGGUUUGUUUGUUUGUUAUAUGGUUGCAUAUAUAAUCUCUCUCUCUCUCUCUCUCUCUCUCUCUUUCUUUUUUCUUUUGCGUCCUCCUAAUAUGAUACAUUUUCGAUUCUUUCUACGAUAAUAUGUAUGAAUUUGGAUGGAAUAAUGUGAAAAUUCAUUCAUGGAUUUGAGUUGAGGGGAUCGAUUGGUUUUAGGUAUUUUGAAGUUCUUGGAUUAGAUUUUUGGUCAUUCAAUGUCCUAAAGAAUUGGUUUGGAUAUAUGUUCAUAUGGGGAUAUGGAUAUUAAAUGUAAAUGUGAAUCCAAAGCCAAAGGUUGGUUU
Molecule: messenger RNA, 789 nt
Organism: Cucumis sativus (cucumber)
Lineage: Eukaryota; Viridiplantae; Streptophyta; Magnoliopsida; Cucurbitales; Cucurbitaceae
Exons: 1
Coding region: 203-403 (66 amino acids)
Source: RefSeq, a predicted model, not a curated record